Messenger RNA from Chionomys nivalis (European snow vole), 5090 nucleotides. It is a transcript of the gene St3gal6, whose product is annotated as ST3 beta-galactoside alpha-2,3-sialyltransferase 6. The transcript is spliced from 11 exons. Gene Ontology annotation, biological process: glycolipid biosynthetic process. Lineage: Eukaryota; Metazoa; Chordata; Mammalia; Rodentia; Cricetidae. The coding region runs from base 696 to 1688 and encodes 330 amino acids. The record is from RefSeq and is a predicted model, not a curated record. Gene Ontology annotation, molecular function: beta-galactoside alpha-2,3-sialyltransferase activity.
CGUCGUGCGGCUGCCGGCCGGGGGGUCUCUGAGCCCUCCGCCCAUCUCCGCGCUGCACUUUCGGCGCGAACUUGGGGGCGGCGGCCACCGUGCCUGCGGCGCCAGCGACAAGGAGGAGCUUCCAGCCGCGUCGCACGCAGCCGCCGGGGACGCGGAGCCGGCGCGGCGAACAGUGAGGGGACUGGCGGCCGUCUCGGACUCCCGGCGCCGCAGCGCCCUGCUCCGCUCCCCGGCCACAUCUAGGGAGAAGGAAUCGUGUCCGUGCCACCUCGCUCAGGCUUCCGCUUUGCCCCGGCUCGGGGACCCGAUGCGACAGGCGCCGCGGGACGGACGGCUGCGCGCUGCGGAGAGCAGAGAGCCCGGGCUGUGGAGUCCCGCACAUGUCUCUGCGGUCAUCGCGCUCGGGGCUCGGCGGGUAACUCUCUGCGGCUGGCCACGCGCUUGCAACUGAAGCCACAGCACACCCCUUCAUCGUGGAUUGUUUCCAGGAUCCAGGCCUCCACAUGUCAGCAGUAGUCUCCUGAUGCCGUCCAUCCUCCUCCACCCCUCCUCACUGUUUUCAAAGAGAGAGGGCCUUCAGGAAACACACCCCAAAAGUGCAGAUUUAUUUAUUAAUUCAAGUAUUCGAACUGUCGUGAAAACCAUCUGCAUAAUCAUCCCCUCUGUCUUUGGAUCCUGUUUCAAGCAGGCCAGCCAUGAGAGGGUACCUCGUGGCCCUAUUCUUGAGUUGUGUCUUCCUCUAUUAUGUGCUACACUGUAUCCUGUGGGGAACAAAUGGCUAUUGGGUACCAUCUAUGGAUAUCAAGAGUAAAAAUAUCAACACUUGUCCAAAAAAGCCAGCUUUCAGUUCUCUCCUGAGGUUUCCCCAGUUUUACCCCUUUCUGUGUACAUCUGAUUUUGCAAGGAUUACUUCUAUGUACGGUACCAAUAAUUUUGUUUUACCCUAUGGGAUAAAGUCAUCAGCGCCAUAUUUUCGAACUGUCCUUUCAAAACUGAAGAGCUGUGAUCUCUUUGAUGAGUUUGACAAUGUGCCAUGUAAAAGGUGUGUGGUGGUCGGUAAUGGAGGAGUGUUGAAGAAUAAGACAUUAGGAGAAAAAAUCGACUCCUAUGAUGUGAUCAUAAGAAUGAAUAAUGGUCCUGUUUUAGGACAUGAAGAGGAUGUUGGAAGGAGGACAACCUUCAGGCUUUUUUAUCCAGAGUCUGUCUUUUCAGAUCCCACUCACAAUGAUCCCAAUACCACGGCAGUUCUCAUUGUCUUUAAGCCACAGGAUUUACGGUGGCUCUUGGAAAUAAUGAGUGGUACCAACAUAAACACUAAUGGUUUUUGGAAGAAGCCAGCCUUAAACUUGAUCUAUAAGCUAUACCAAAUCAGAAUAUUAGAUCCGUACAUUAUCAGAGAAGCAGCUCAUCACCUGCUUCAUUUUCCCAAAGUUUUCCCCAAAGAUCAGAAACCCAAACACCCCACGACAGGAAUUAUUGCCCUCACACUGGCAUUUCACAUAUGCAGUGAAGUUCACCUUGCUGGUUUCAAGUACAACGUUAACAACCCAAACAGUCCUUUACACUACUAUGGGAAUGCCACCAUGUCUUUGAUGAACAAGAAUGCAUAUCACAAUGUGACUGCAGAGCAGCUCUUUUUAAAGAGAAUUAUAGAGAAAAAUAUGGUAAUCGACUUGACUCAAGAUUGACCAUACAGAUUCAAAAGAUGACGCUAAAUAGUAUUAGUUUUAUUUUUGUACUGAAAAUUUUAGUUUAUUUUUAAAUAUGUUGAAUGAACUCAUCAAAUAAUUAUUAUAUGUAUUGUCUGUUGAUGCCUGGUGAUUUAUAACCACCAGCUUAAUUUCUGUGAAUGUAUUUAUGAAAUACAAAACAAACCUUUUAGUUAUGGCAUCAGGGAACUAUUUAAAGUUUUGACUGUUGUUUAAAACAAGCUGGUGUUUUGAGGUGUUUUAAAAUACCUUUUUGUAGUUCCUUCAUCUUAGAGUUCUAGGUGAUUUAGUUGAUGUCACUAGUUUUGAUGGUCACAUGUCAUUCUGAGACAAUUAUUUAUUAUUUGUUAUUCCUGCCAUGUGACUGGGGGCCAGGUGCAGGAAACUAGAACCACUUGGUUUUGGAAGUCCAUGGUGUGGUGUUCAUAGUGGUUUAAUUAAGUUCCCCAUGCAAUCAAGUAAACUAGUAAUAACUUGCAGUGUUAGGGAGUAAAUCAGUCUUUCUUAUAUAUGCUAAGAUGAGCACUCUCACCUUGAUGAGCGUCCUGAGAUUUUUUUUUUUGUGGGGGGUGGGAUGAGGCAGGUUCUUACUAUGUAGCCUAGGCUGGCCUUAAGAACUUGGGUUCUUGCCUCACCUUCCCAAGUUCUGGGAUUACAAUUGUGUACCACUGUACCCUACAGCAUCAUUUUUUUUUAAAUUAAAAGAAAAAUUCAUUUUUUUUUUAAAAGACAAGGUUUAUGUAAGCUCUGGAUGGCCUAGAACUACAGUGCAGUUCAGGCUGGCCUUGAACUCAGAGAUGGGCCUACCUCUACCUCUGGAGUGCAGGGAUAAGGUCAAGAAUGAGAAACUUAAGUAUUUUCCCAGUUUAAUGUAUCCAUUGAUUCUUAAUUGUUUAUUUGAAGCAAAUUAGAAAAGUAAACCAAUGAAAGUAAAGCCUUAAGAUUCCAGCUGAUUCUCUGUUUGUAUAAAAAAAAAAAGUCAGCAUUUCAUGACUCAAUUUAGCCUUCACUAAAACACUUACUAGGCCACUUCAGGUACACUAGAGGAAAGUCUGAUGAACCACAAACAAAAGUUAGCCCUUGAAGCAGUCUCCAAUUGUUAAUACACACAAGUGAAGGCUCCCGGGGGCAGGAAGGGAGGAGAAAAGAGUGGCAGAGGUGACAAGGAUGGAUUCAGAUACCAUUGGAGAUCUGAGGAGAACAAGAGUCACUGUCCUUGGAGCAGCAAGCAUUGCUGGAAAUGUAAGUGGUGCUGGCAACCAACUUGACUCCCUAAAGAGAGUACACCUGAAGAGUUCAAUUUCAGGAAAAGGAGGAAUGAAAUAUUGACAACCAGCUUGUGUUGGAUGGAUAGUGAGGCUAGCUCAUACUGAACAGUGCCCAGCUUCGUGACUCAAAGGUGGAAGCCAGGCACUAGAAGACUCUACGUGUUCAUGAGGUGUUUCCCUCUUACUGCAUGGCCAUAGGGAGCUGGGCUGCCCAGGUUCAUGUUCAUGGUAUGUCAUCGGGGAGCUGGUGGCAGAGAAGGUGACAGGGAGCAAAGGAGAAAGAAGAACAGGAACAUUUUGAAAUGAUGCUUUAAGCACUAUAAUCUUGGUCAUAAAAAUGUGAUGUCAGUUGCUGAGAAAUCUGGCAUUUUAUGGAGUAUGAUGUAAAAGAUUGUUAUAUUUAAUCCAAAUAAUCUGAGCAAGACACACAUGUAUAAUUUAUUAAAAACACAUUAGAAUCUCACUAUUUCCAACAGCCUAAAUUCUAGCAACAUAUACAAAUACCAAGUGACUACAGUACAUGCCGAGGUAAGAAAAUACAUUCUGGGAUAAUAUAACUGACAGUCAAGCCAUUUUCACUUCCUCUGUAUUGCAAUACAUGUUUUAUUUUUACCAUUCACAGUGCCAAAAGUGGAAAACAAGAGAAAUUACACACAAGCUGGACUACAUAAGAAUUGGUGCCACACUCAACUUAAACAUUCUCUAACUCCCUAACCACCCAACCCGCUAGGUUUGCAGUAUAGGGACUUUUCAAGUUCAAAACCAAAAGGUAGAAUUAACAGCCCCUAUACAGAGCUUCAUUAAUUCUCCACUGAGGGUCUGGACACCAUCCCGUGUCCCCUAUAGUCUCUGGGUUCUUUCUAGUGGUCUUGUCUGCUUUACUUUUCUACUCCCCAGGUGACAAUGUGGAACCAAGGCAAAGAAGCUCUCGCUCAAUCCCUGACCACAGCUCGGUGGCCACAACCAUAUUUAAUGCUUUGUCACUGGGACAGGGAGAGGAAAAGCACACACAUAGAACACAUCAUAACCGUCAUGACUGCAUAAAUUCUCUAAGUGAACAGCGAAUAAACCCAUUGUUCAAUGCAAAGUGCAAACAGUGAAACAUGAAUUAAAUAACUGAACUAGACCUGGCCCAUUCAAAGGAACUACCUGGAUCUACAAACAGCAUUUAAUAAAAUGCAAACCAGAAUUAACAUCUUUAUCUGUGCUGGUUCCAAAGAUCAAGUAACAGCCAAGUCAGUAUAAUUUUCUGAAACCUCCAGAGGCCACACUUGCCACACUGCUGUCUAUAUAUUUCUAUAAUUGUAUUAUCAGGAAAAGAAAAACUGAAUAAACCACAGUGACUUAAGUAUUGAGUAUUUCAAGCUAAUAAUUAAAAAAAAAUCAAGAGUUUGGUCAAGAAAAGGUUCCUUUCACAUUUUACUUGAUUGUCUUCCAAAGCUCUGUAUCAGACAUGUAAGUGACUGAGAACCAAAAACAAUCUAUAUUACAUAAACAAAAAUACGAAACCAGAGAAAAUCAUUUGAAUUAGGCUCAGCUCAUCUGCAAAGUAAAAAAAUAUAUAAAAAUAACCAGGUAUUUUAUGAAAACCAUUGGUAGAGCUGAAGACAGCACAGUGGCAAUAUGAAUCAAGUCUUACAAUAUGCAUCAUACGAGAAUAUGGCAUCGCUUUAUUUUAAAAACGUUCUGGGGAAAAUGAUCUGAGACACAGUUACAAAAAAUAGCAAGCUUUGGGAAAAUGACUUCAUCUUCAAAAUGUCUCUCUUAAAGCUUCCAAUGGGAAUCGGACUCCAAGAAAACUAUACUCUGCCUACUAAGCAUGAAUAAAAAUAAAACAGCAAAUGGUUUACUUUGCUCCCACCUGAAAGGGGACAACUGCAUCGUGUGCUUUACACAUUCUCAAAUGUUUCAGUACAAGUUCAAUAUCUGUGCUUUUUGCUUCAUUACCUUGAAACAAAAUAUGCAUUGAUUUUUCAAUGAGUGAAAUUGUGCCUCAAAGUCCACAAAACAGCCGGGCGGUGGUGGCGCACGCCUUUAAUCCCAGCACUUGGGAGGCAGAGGCAGGCGGAUCUCUGUGAGUUCGAGACCAGCCUGGUCUACAGAGCUAGUUCCA